AGACUUACUUAGACUUGGGUCCAACCUUGCAUCGCAGAACCCAACGUCAAAUUCAAUACCAGAAAGAAACCAAUAUUAAGAAAAGAGAAGGGGCGCAAGACGAAUGAGUUACAACCUGACCUCAUUCCACCCAUUGACUAGAAGCUUAACUUCCCGUCUUCUGGAAAUUCGCCCCUCUUUCAAUCCUUAUUGUUUUCAUAGAUCGAUGCAAUGAUGUCGGGGACGGCUGUUCAGCUGCCCAUCAUACAUGCAUGUAAUCGUUCCACGGUGACGAGAGAGAGCGAGCCACGUAGCUGCGCCUUAAUCCCGCUGAACAGGUUCAGGUCCAACUGGGGGGUAUCAUGCUGCAGGGUCUUCCGGGAAGGAAAUGAAAAGCAAGAAUUUUUUUCCAUUUUCAUUUUUAUUUUUAUUUUUUUUUUAACUUGCGGAGUACUUACUUACUUCCAGAAGCAUUGGGGUACGUGCGUGUCGGGGGUUACAUUUGACAUUCUUGAUGCCGAUAUUUUCUCCCCCCAAAAUCGACUGGAUCCGAUCGAUCUACCUUUUUGGUUUUUAUUUUCUUUUCCUGUUUUGUUCACGGCGGGAAUGUAAUGUUCUGUUCCUCUUACGUUGGACUGGUUACUGGAUGGAAGG
Messenger RNA from Aspergillus alliaceus, 633 nucleotides. RefSeq lists its product as uncharacterized. The record is from RefSeq and is a predicted model, not a curated record. The transcript has a single exon. The coding region runs from base 211 to 591 and encodes 126 amino acids. NCBI's taxonomy places the organism in Eukaryota, Fungi, Ascomycota, Eurotiomycetes, Eurotiales, Aspergillaceae.